Molecule: messenger RNA, 1227 nt
Organism: Cynocephalus volans (Philippine flying lemur)
Lineage: Eukaryota; Metazoa; Chordata; Mammalia; Dermoptera; Cynocephalidae
Gene: HAPLN3
Product: hyaluronan and proteoglycan link protein 3
Biological process (GO): cell adhesion; positive regulation of neuroblast proliferation; skeletal system development
Cellular component (GO): perineuronal net; synapse
Molecular function (GO): hyaluronic acid binding
Source: RefSeq, a predicted model, not a curated record
AUGAGGGAAUGGAGGCACAGAGAGGUUGAGAACUGGCCCAAAGUCAUUCAGCAGGAUGCAGCCGUGCAUGACGCCAUGGGCCUGCUGCUGCUGGGCCUGCUGCUCCUGCCCUGCGUCUCUGGACUGCCCUUCUACAACGGCUUCUACUACUCCAACGGCAGGAACCCGGGCAACGGCCAUGGGGAAGGCCUCUUCAAUGGAGUGAAGCUGGUGGUAGAGAUGCCCGAAGAGACCCUGUUCACCCAUCGAGGGGCCAGCGUGACCCUGCCCUGCCACUACCACUACGAGCCAGCUCUUUCCACCCCAAGGCCCGUGCGCAUCAAAUGGUGGAAGCUGUCGGAGAACGGGGCCCCAGAGCAGGAUGUGCUGGUGGCCAUCGGGCUGAGGCACCGCUCCUUUGGGGACUACCAAGGCCGGGUGCACCUGAGGCAAGACAAGGAGGGUGAAGUCUCAUUGGAAAUUCGGGACCUGCGGCUGGAGGACUAUGGGCGCUACCGCUGUGAGGUCAUUGAUGGGCUGGAGGAUGAGAGUGGCCUGGUGGAGCUGGAGCUUCGGGGUGUGGUUUUUCCUUACCAGCCUCCCCAGGGCCGCUACCAACUCAACUUCCAUGAGGCCCAGCAGGCCUGCGAGGAGCAGGACGCGGUGGUGGCCUCCUUCGAGCAGCUCUUCCGGGCCUGGGAGGAGGGCCUGGACUGGUGCAAUGCAGGCUGGCUGCAGGAUGCCUCGGUGCAGUACCCCAUCACGCUGCCCCGGCAGCCCUGCGGUGGCCUGGGCCUGGCGCCCGGUGUGCGCAGUUAUGGUCCACGCCACCGCCGCCUGCACCGCUAUGAUGUGUUCUGCUUCGCUGCUGUCCUCAAGGGGCAGGUGUACUAUCUGGAGCACCCUGAGAAGCUGACUCUGACAGAGGCAAGGGAGGCCUGCCGGGAAGACGGCACCCAGAUCGCCAAGGUGGGCCAGCUCUUUGCUGCCUGGAAGUUCCAUGGUCUGGACCACUGCAAUGCUGGCUGGCUGGCAGAUGGCAGUGCCCGCUACCCUGUGGCUCACCCCCGUCCCAACUGUGGGUCCCCGGAGCCUGGGGUCCGAAGCUUCGGCUUCCCAGACCCACAAAGCCGCUCAUAUGGCGUCUACUGCUAUCGUCAACGCUAGCACCUGGGGUGGCCAACGCUGUACCUGCUCCGUUCCCUCACGGGCUGUGUAUUUAUUGAGUGGUUCAUUUUCCCGUGUGAG